Glarea lozoyensis ATCC 20868 is the source of this 1815-nucleotide messenger RNA. RefSeq lists its product as uncharacterized. Gene Ontology annotation, molecular function: DNA end binding. Lineage: Eukaryota; Fungi; Ascomycota; Leotiomycetes; Helotiales; Helotiaceae. Bases 1 to 1815 code for a protein of 604 amino acids. The record is from RefSeq and is a predicted model, not a curated record. Gene Ontology annotation, cellular component: nucleus; DNA ligase IV complex. Gene Ontology annotation, biological process: double-strand break repair via nonhomologous end joining. The transcript has a single exon.
AUGGCAGGAUGGAAGCCCCUUAGCUUGUCGGCCUCUGCGAGCGCGCAUCUACCGCCGCUUCUUUUUUCGGUAUCUUUCGAUCACGGCUCCUCUUAUACAGUUUAUCUCACUGAUCUUACACACAUCUGGAGCGAAUCAUUAUCUCGAAGGCAAAUCAUUCGUCGAAGCCAGGAAGAGAAGACAAGUAUUGAUCCUAGUGACGACGAGGAUAACCUACGCAAACUACUAGAGAAGAUUAAGUCGGCCUUAGAAGGAGCAAGGAACACAACAGCUGCAUUGACGAUCAAUGCCGAUGAUGAACGGCCUUCCCUUACACUGAGCCUCGCGGUGAAGCUGCCGGCUGGUAUUGCCCCCCUGGAAUGGCCACUCCGACUAUCUGCAGUACCGCAAACGACGCUCACGCAACAGUUGAUACUGCCACUUAUGGAAGCACAGCAUAUGCGGUUGCAGGAGACGGCUAGCCUGAUUGAGGUGCUAAAAGAGAAAGAUCAUGUUAUACAGAAGCUGCUUGACAAGUUAGAAGGGCAAGGCACGGAGCUUGGCGAACUAUUUCCUCAAGCGGCAGGAAAGGCGGGUCGGAAAAUUGAUCGGAGGAAAGCAGAAGAACGUGUACGAGGUUUGGCAUUAUUCGACAUAGACGCUUGGAGGUCCGAGAAUCAAAUAGGCGCAUUCCAUGAUACGCAGACUCUUCUGUCAAAGGUCUUUCAGGGUGAUGCCAAUCAAGUUCCAGAGGUUGGGACCGAGAAAGCUGCGGAUGUUGAUGGGACUUGGUGGGAGGAUAUCAAAGGUCUCACAGUAUUUCUGGACUCUGGAAAAAUCAAGACAGCCCUCGGGAAAGCAAAGCCUCCAGGUCUGGGCCUUGAAAUGAGCUCACAUGAUAAAAGCUCUUCCAACACACCAGUAGUCGUGGAAAAGCACACUGAGGAUUCUGACAGUGGCGACUUCCAGGUUCAAUCUACUCCUCCGCAUCUAAAGCCAAAUAUUAUCUUACCAUCUGAAUCGCGCGUUGAGAGUUCCACCGACUCCGACGACGAUGACCUUGACGCGCCCUCUCAACGCUCUAAGCUAUCUGCAAGCCAGCCCGUCUCACAGCAAACUUCAGGCAUAUCUCUAGCCUCAGAACCGAAAGAUGGUAAGAAAUUGGGUGCACUAGCUGUGAAAAGCCGAGCCCGAGUUGUACGUAGAUCAUUUGUGCAGCCACCAGAUGUAAUAAACGAUGAAAGCAGCACUGAAGACGAAGAUGAAGAUGAAGACGAGAUAUCUGCGCGCAAGCCCUACCAAAACGUAUCAACAGCCUCGUUAGGGGAAGAUGCGCCAUCACCUGCAAAAUCGCGGAGGGCAGUAUCGCCAGACGAGUCAUCGCCAGAGGCCACGCCCAAACGUAAAGGCCGAGGCAUAGGCAAGCUUGGGGGAAAGCAGCGUCCAGUGGAAGCUUCACCAAGCCCCCCACCAAAAGCAACACCAGAACCAAGCAAGAAAAGAGGCAAGCUCGGGAAGAUCGGCGGCAAGAAGGCAAUAUUACCAGAUGGUGAUGAAACUGAAGAUCCCGCUACUGAAACGACGCCAAAAAAGAAGAAGCUAGGAGCAAUUGGUGGCCGGAAAAGAGAGUCUUCCUCUCCAGGUAGCCGGGUUCCUGAUGCUAACGAAGAGGUUGUGAUUCGAGGGAGGAGUGAGGUAGCAAAAGUAGAAAGAAACCCAACACCAGAGGUUCGCGAAACAAGUCAGGAAAGAGCGGACAAGAAACGAGCUGCAUUGAAGAGGGAAUUGGAGGCUAAAGCGAAAGCUCCACCUGUGAAAAAGAAGAGGAAAUUUUGA